AUGCGUAGAUAUCUUCAAUUACCUCUGAUCUUUAACUCAACUGCUUCGCGUACUUACAGAGAUCUUCCUUGCCAGCAUCGGUUCUGCACGAACAACCAGAAUGUCUUCCAAUGCAGAGAUGACAAAUGUGUUUAUAGGAUUGCAUAUGCAGGUGGUUCUGCAACCGCAGGUGUUGCUGCACAGGAUAUAUUACAAUCUACAGAAAAUGACCGCAUUCUGUUUUAUUUUGGUUGCUCGAGAGACAAUCAGAACUUUUCAACAUUUGAAAGUUCAGGCAAGGGUGGUGGAAUCAUUGGGUUGAACAUGUCCCCCGUUUCUCUCUUGCAACAAAUGAAUCACAUAACAAAAAACCGUUUCUCUUACUGCUUAAAUCUAUUUGACUUAAGUUCACCAUCACAUGCUACUAGCCUUCUCAGGUUUGGCAAUGACAUUCACCAAUCGCGAAGAAAAUAUCUUUCAACUCCAUUUGUAUCUCCACGAGGCAUGCCUAAUUACUUUCAGAACUUAAUUGAUGUAAGUGUUGCUGGGAAUCGCAUGCAGAUUCCACCAGGGACCUUUGCGCUGAAACCUGAUGGAACUGGAGGUACCAUUAUUGAUUCAGGAACGGCAGUCACUUACGUUAGUCAGACUGCUUAUUUUCCUGUAAUCACUGUAGGGAUCGGAAGGGGGUCACAACGACACCCACAAUGUCACACAAUCAAGACAACCAACCAAUUAUGCAAUCCAAUCAAUCCAAAUUGUCACACAAUCAAAUUAACAAAAGAAACCAGCAACUAA
This is a messenger RNA of Ricinus communis (castor bean), 777 nucleotides long. Its product is annotated as aspartic proteinase nepenthesin-2-like. The transcript has a single exon. The record is from RefSeq and is a predicted model, not a curated record. Gene Ontology annotation, cellular component: extracellular region. Bases 1 to 777 code for a protein of 258 amino acids. Lineage: Eukaryota; Viridiplantae; Streptophyta; Magnoliopsida; Malpighiales; Euphorbiaceae.